CGCCAGUGCCGGUGGCUGGCCUCACCGCCGCCCUAGGUCGUGGUCUCGUUGUUGCUCCUGAGGUUUCAGCAUUCAUGAUGAACUUACUUCAGGUUGUGCGUGACCACUGGGUACGUAUACUUGUCCCUGUGGGAUUUGUCGUUGGAUGUUACCUAGACAGAAAGAAUGAUGAAAAGCUCAUUGCCUUCCGGAACAAGAGUCUGUUAUAUAAAAGGGAAUUAAAACCCAGUGAAGAAGUCCCCUGGAAGUAAAGGCUGCUGCUGAAUUAUAGAAUGUUCACAGUUUUUAAAUUAUAAGAGAAAUAAAAACACAUUCAAUACUUAAUUUGAAAAAAAAAAAAAAAAAAAAAA
Kogia breviceps (pygmy sperm whale) is the source of this 350-nucleotide messenger RNA. The record is from RefSeq and is a predicted model, not a curated record. NCBI's taxonomy places the organism in Eukaryota, Metazoa, Chordata, Mammalia, Artiodactyla, Physeteridae.